CAGAGCCCAGACUUAGAAUUGUCCCAGCUGCGUGCGGCGGCGACAUGGGCGCCAGAAGGCUCCGGGUCAGAAGCCGGAGGAGCCGAGACAGCCCGGUGCCCACUCAAUGCAAUCAGACCGAGUGCUUCGACCCUCUGUUGCGAAACUGCGUGUCCUGUGAGCUCUUCCACACUCCGGACACUGGACAUACAAGCAGCCUGGAGCCCGGGACAGCUCUGCAGCCUCAGGAGGGCUCUGGGCUGAGACCCGACGUGGCGCUGCUCUUCGGUGCCCCCGCGCUCCUGGGAUUGGUGCUGGCGCUGACCCUGGUGGGUCUGGUGAGUCUGGUGAGCUGGAGGUGGCGGCAACAGCUCAGGAUGGCCUCCCCGGACACUUCAGAAGGAGUCCAACAAGAGUCCCUGGAAAAUGUCGUUGUACCCUCCUCAGAAACCCUUCACGCCUCAGCCCCUACCUGGCCUCCACUCACAGAAGAUGCCGACAAAGCCCUGCCACGACACAGCAUCCCAGUGCCUGCCACAGAACUCGGCUCCACUGAGCUGGUGACCACCAAGACGGCUGGUCCUGAGCAAUAGCAGCCGUGGAGGUUGGAACCCAGGGAGCCCUACUGGGCUUGUGAACUUUCACCCAACAGCUUGGAAAAGAAUUCAGUGGCGGAGACCUUUGCCGGGGGUGAAGCCAGCAGAACCAGACACUACCUGCCACGGGCUCCCACCAGCAUGAGAUUGUUUUCGUGUUAGCUUUUGGCUUGAGAACAUUCCAUUUUUGAGAUGUAUUUUAAGCUUGUGUGCCUUCGGAUGCUUGGAUAGGCUUGAGGGUUGAAUAUUAAUCUCUGUAAUGAGUCAGAGACUGGAAAUUGAAUCUCUUUCUAAAAAUUUUGGAUGGUGGACUGGAGAUGUGGCUCUUAAACAGUUCAGUUUGUGUUCUGUCCUCACAGAGGUCUCCAGUGGCUCAGUUUCCCACGACUCAUAUCUGGCAGCUUAAAACCACCUGUAACUCAAGCGCACUCAUUUGUUCCGGUGUACACACACACACACACGGACACACACACACACACAUGGACACACAUGCACACACACACACAUAUAGGAGUUCACACAUGCACACACAUACACGCACACAUGCUUGCUUUAAAAUGUUAAAAAUGAGGGCUGGAGAAAUUGCUCAUGGUCUAGAGUGCUUACUGUCUCCAGAGGAUUCGAGUUUUAUUCCCAGCAUGCACUUCAGGUGGCUUAUUGCUGAGCAUAACAUUUGCUUCCGGGGACCUGAUCCCUCUGGACUCCAUGGGCAUCUGUAUUCACAUGCAUAUCCUUCACACACACACACACACACACACACACA
Molecule: messenger RNA, 1338 nt
Organism: Grammomys surdaster
Lineage: Eukaryota; Metazoa; Chordata; Mammalia; Rodentia; Muridae
Gene: Tnfrsf13c
Product: TNF receptor superfamily member 13C
Exons: 3
Coding region: 45-572 (175 amino acids)
Biological process (GO): positive regulation of T cell proliferation; B cell costimulation; T cell costimulation
Cellular component (GO): external side of plasma membrane
Molecular function (GO): signaling receptor activity
Source: RefSeq, a predicted model, not a curated record